Molecule: messenger RNA, 2497 nt
Organism: Rhincodon typus (whale shark)
Lineage: Eukaryota; Metazoa; Chordata; Chondrichthyes; Orectolobiformes; Rhincodontidae
Gene: mettl25
Product: methyltransferase like 25
Exons: 12
Coding region: 329-1918 (529 amino acids)
Source: RefSeq, a predicted model, not a curated record
UUUUGUUCCCACAAUGCUAUCAUUGAGACUUCCAUCUCCAUGGAGGCUGGCUCCAAAAAUUUGGCUUUCCCUGCGUUAUGUUUGUGGGAUACUAUGCCAGUGGGAAAGUUUCAGCAAUGCCAUGAAACUACCUUUAGUUAAAGCUUUAACCACCUUAAUUGGCUACCUCUCUCCAAUCUGUAUCCACAGGGCUGGGACAAUCCAGCUUAAUUUGUGCACAGCAGGAUUCCACAAAGAAUAGUUCAAUGAAUGAAUCUUGUAGCACUUUAUCUGAAGAUGUGAGGGGAGGACAUAUUAUCCCUCAACCUUCACCAAACAAACAGAAAAAAUGGGUGUCUCAGUUUGGGAUGAGUCCCAAAAACUUAAAGAUGUGGCUGCUUACAAGAGAGUUACUCAGGACCACUCCCUGCCAAACCUUGGAGUAUGCACCGCACUGGAUGACCUGAUACAGGAGAUGUGGGGAAAUAAGCAAAAAGAUGUAUUCCUAAAACCCAGCACAUUUAUGAGUUCAAAGAAGUCCCAUGAGGUUGAGUUGAUGUCUGAAGUCAUUGUAUCUUUUGCCAAGUAUUGCAGUAUUCAACAGGUAAUUGAUAUAGGAUCAGGAAAGGGAUAUUUGAGUUCUUACUUGUCCAUGCAGUAUGGCUUGAAUGUGUAUGGCAUUGAUUCUUCCAGUACCAACACCAGUGGGGCGAAUGAAAGGAACAGAAAAUUAAAAAGAUAUUGGAAGGUUUAUCAACGUCAAACAAAGCAUCAGAACCAAGACAACUCUGCACCAGAAAAUCUGAAAGAAGAGCCAACGAAUAAUAUGGAGCAUUUUGAGGAAGCCAAGGAACAAAUUAGCCAUAGUGGGGAGCAAGGAAAUAGUCCACAAAGUCAGUCAAGCCACGUACAGACUCCUGUUACUGAUACUUCCUUAGAUUCAGAGACCAGUGAGAAAAGUAACAGUGUUGUAUCUGCGCAGUUUGUGGGAUCAACAGACAAUGAAUUUGAUGGCACUGACAAUCUGUUACUGGAAUUUCUGUCAACCGAUGCUGUGGAAAUGAGUUCACUGUCAAGGAAAAAGAAAGAUCUCGAUGAUAUAGAGAAAGAGAGAAGGAAAACGGCAAGUUUGGAAGCUAAAGCGAAGCAAAUCAAAGAGGCAAAUCUCUACUCUCCAUUAACACUGCAUGUUACUUCUACAACCGAACUCCAAGACAUCAUUUCUGACAUAAAGGACUCAAUGCUGGUCGGUCUGCACACUUGUGGUGAUCUUGCCUCGGAUACCUUGCGCAUUUUUGUUACUAAACAGGAACUCAAAGUUGUUUGCAGUGUGGGCUGUUGCUACCAUCUUCUUUCAGAAGAGUUUGAAUUGUCAGGUGACCACAAAGAAUGCUGUCAUGGACUGUGGGGAUUUCCUAUGAGCCAGUACUUGAGAAGCAGUAUCUGGCGUUGUGGACGGAAUGCUAGAAUGUCUGCUUGUCUGCCAUUGGAAAGAGUGACAUUUGGUCAGGGGCUUCCUUCCGAAUCCUUAUUUUAUCGUGCAGUUCUGCAAGUUAUUAUCAAAGAACACUUUGGAAAUGGAAAGGCAUAUACCGCACUGCAAAGAACGAAAAACAAAAAUGUUGGCAAGAUCUAUUCUAAGUCUUCAUCCUUUGUGGAUUACAUCAGAAAAUCAGUAGAAAAGCUGGGAAUGGAUGACUCAAAGAUGUCAGACAGUUUAAUACAAGGUUAUUAUGACAGAUACAUGCCCCGAAUGAAAGAGUUGGAAGCAUUUAACCUGCUGAAGGUAGCCUUAUCCCCUUGUAUAGAGGGUUUGAUUCUUUUGGACCGGCUUUGCUACCUCAAAGAACAGGCAAAUGUAGCAUGGUCAGCUUUAGUACAGCUGUUCGAUCCCCUGAAGUCCCCAAGAUGUUAUGCGGUAAUUGGCGUGAAGAAGUAGCACUGCUCCAAGUCCACAUACCAUAUUUUUGAUAACAAGUUUUGAUUUCAAGUUUUUUACUUUAUCCAUUACUGUACAAUCUAAAUUUAUGAUUUUAGGAGGUGUGAAGUUUCCAGUUUUACAUUACAUUUUUAAGCCAUUGAAUACAAUUUUUGCACACAUAAGUUAUUGAAUAAAUGAAGAAUUUGAGAGGAAAAGUCAUUAUUGUAUAUUAUAUUUUCUGACAACACUAGUUCAAGUGAAAGAAUAGAAUCUUUUUAAAAAAGAGCACUCAACUUUUCACAAUAUGAAAAAUAAAGAUUUUAGUUUGAAACAGCCAGCUUAAAUGGGCCUCUUCACUCUGUUUUUGCAGAAAUACUUCGUUGUUCUUUCGUAAUUGAGAAUUAAUUCAGAUCUACUUACAUGCACAUUUUUGUUCCAUAACUUAAAUUAUGUUGAAUAAAUGUUGAUUGAGAGUCCAGUUUAACUUGGUUAGCUAAACAACUAGUGUGCAAUUCAAAAUAAUGCCAACAGCGCAGGGUUCAAAUCCCAUUCUAGCUGAGGUAGACUUUACCUCAUCAACUCUCUCCUUAUCCUAAG